This is a messenger RNA of Rhineura floridana, 1014 nucleotides long. RefSeq names its product olfactory receptor 11L1-like. Gene Ontology annotation, molecular function: olfactory receptor activity; G protein-coupled receptor activity. Gene Ontology annotation, cellular component: membrane. The transcript has a single exon. Gene Ontology annotation, biological process: G protein-coupled receptor signaling pathway. The record is from RefSeq and is a predicted model, not a curated record. Lineage: Eukaryota; Metazoa; Chordata; Lepidosauria; Squamata; Rhineuridae. Bases 1 to 1014 code for a protein of 337 amino acids.
AUGCUCAUCACACUAGAAAACAACAAUACAGCCAUCACAGAGUUUAUUCUCCUGGGAUUUGGGAAUCUUCAUGGUCUACAAAUUCUCCUCUUUGUGAUAUUCUUGGCCAUCUAUCUGAUUACUCUGUCUGGCAACAUCCUCAUAUUAGUUGUUGUAUCACUCAACCGGGGCCUUCACACACCCAUGUAUUUCUUCCUGGUAAAUUUCUCCUUCCUGGAGAUCUGGUAUACAACUUCCACUGUACCUAAGAUGCUGAAAACUCUCCUCACAAUGCAUGAAGCUAUCUCCUUCUCUGGAUGCAUUGCCCAGUUUUAUUUCUUUGGCUCCAUGGCAGUCACUGAAUGCUAUCUCUUAGCAGUGAUAUCUUAUGACCGAUACUUAGCUAUCUGCAAUCCACUUCGCUACACAGCCAUCAUGAACAUCAAGGUCUGCUUUCAGAUGGCAGCUGGUUCCUGGAUAAGUGGAUUUCUGACUCCCAUCCCAACUACUGUGCUAUCUUUCAGGUUGCCAUUCUGUGCUGCCAAUGAAAUAGAUCAUUUUUUCUGUGAUUUAAGCCCUAUUUUAAAGCUCUCCUGUACUGACCCCCAUGUGGCAGAAAUGACCACAUUCAUUUUAGCAGCCAUGGUGACAAUGGUUCCUUUUUUUCUCACCUUGGCUUCAUAUGCCAAUAUUAUUUCCACCAUUCUUAGAAUCCCAUCUGCCAAGGGGAAGCGGAAAGCUUUCUCCACAUGCUCCUCUCAUCUCAUUGUGGUGACGUUGUUCUAUGUCACUCUAGGUAGUGUUUAUGCAGCCCCCUCAGCCAAACAGUCUCCAGUUCUCAACAAACUCUUCUCUCUGCUGUACACUGUAAUCACCCCCAUGUUCAACCCUAUGAUUUAUAGUCUGAGAAACAAAGAGGUCAAGGAAGCCCUGAGGAAACUCCUCUGUGAAAAGUCUUGUCCCUGCAUGGCUACCACUGUGGAACAAGAAACAACGUAUAAGGAAACCCCAACAAAAGGGGUAACAGACCAGUGA